CGGGAAAUCUGUAGCAAGCUCCAAACAACAGCUUGCAACCGAAACCUGCAACACGCCAACUCCACGAUUGUCGACUCCACGAUUGUCGGAACACUCACGCAUCAUGGUGGCCCCCACCAAAUCUCCAAUCCUACGCUCCAUCACAAGCAUAUUUGCGAUUCUCAUCACCGUCGCUUCGGCCUCAUCGGAUUCGGACUCGACCCUUCUAAGCGAAAUCUCCCAUGCUUCGAACCAGAGCUUAUUAUGGGGUCCAUACCGGCCCAACCUAUACUUCGGCGUCAAGCCCAGACUGCCGGACAGCUUUAUUAGCGGAUUGAUGUGGUCCGGUGUCAACGACUACACGACGUUCCAGAACACUCUGCGGCACCAAUGUGAGCAGGGUGAUAAUAUGGCGGGCUACGGGUGGGAGGAGUAUGAUGUCCGUACCGGUGGAAAGCAGGUGAUGCACGAUACAGUGAACACAAUUGAUCUCUCUACCGAGUUUGUCAAGGUUGAGGGUGGAGAACAUGGCGGCAAUUGGGGUGUCAGGAUCAAAGGAACCCUUAGGGACGAUGCUAAGAAGGAUACCAAAACGACUGUCAUGUUCUACGUUGCCAACGAAGGCACGAAGGGGAGCAUCGAGCUUGCAAAUGAACCGGAUAUGAAAGGACUUACAGGUACUGUAGUGCUGGCAGGUAGCCUUCCGGUGCUGGGAGACUUCAAACUUGAGGUUACCAGAGGACCUCAGACCAACCAAGCUCCAGUGAUGGGCAAUGCUAAGGCUUGGGCUGAGCGGCCUCUCUCGAGAACCAUGUAUGCCUCUAUGCAACUUCUGCCGAAUCUCGCAUGGAAGGUCAAAGAGGCUCUAUUCGCCAACCUGCAGAAAAAUUUCUCGGAGCUGCAGGCUAAAUACGGCACUGAGGCACACCCACCUCCAUGGCAGACGUUCGUGAUCAAGCAAAAUUUCGAGCCCGGAAAUGUGCACAUGAUCCAGAAGGUCUUUGAAGGCUCGUUCGAGUUCGAUGUACUGUACUCGUCAGCUUUCACACCCGAGCCGAUGACGGCCGAAAUCUUGACCAAGAAGAUUGAGGAGAAUCAUGAGACCUUCCGUGAACGGUUCGGCAAAGUCUUCAAGCGACAGGCGCCCUUCGACUCCGCAAAGUACUCAGAAUUUGCAGAGAAUAUCUUCUCCAACCUUCUUGGUGGCAUCGGAUACUUCCACGGUACCUCUAUGGUUGACCGUAGUUAUGCUGAUGAGUACCUUGAGGAAGACGAGGGGUUCUGGGAGGAAGCGAAGGCUGCACGAGAGAAACCUGGUGUAGUGAAAGAGGAAGGACCAACGGAGCUGUUCACCAGCAUCCCCUCUCGCCCCUUCUUUCCCCGGGGCUUUUAUUGGGACGAAGGAUUCCAUCUGCUGCCCAUUUCCGAGUGGGAUAUGGAUCUGACCCUCUCCAUCGUCAAAAGCUGGUUCGCACUCGUCGACGAGGAUGGAUGGAUUGGCCGGGAGCAGAUUCUGGGCGAUGAAGCGCGCAGCAAGGUACCGGAAAAGUUCCAGACGCAGUACCCACACUAUGCAAACCCUCCCACGCUCUUCUUCAUUCUCACCAAGUUCAUCGACACUUUCGAGAAGGUUCAAGCUGCCGGUGGUGCCGCACCAGGAGCCGUCGGUAUCUCUUCGGAAGACCUGCCAAACGCCCACCUCGAGCAUCGCGAAGCAGCCCUCCAGUACCUCCGUGAGAUCUACCCCCAGCUCCGCAGCCACUAUAACUGGUUCCGCACCACCCAGGCCGGUGAGAUCCGCGCUUUUGACCGCGAAGCAUUCUCGUCGAAGGAGGCUUACCGCUGGCGUGGCCGCGACACCGAGCACUGUCUUACGUCCGGCCUUGACGAUUAUCCCCGUCCCAAUCCGCCACACACCGGCGAGCUCCACGUUGACCUCCUUUCCUGGGUCGGCAUGAUGUCGCGGUGCAUCAAGCGCAUUGCCGUCACCAUCGGCGAAACCGAGGACGCCGCCAUCUUCGAGAAAGCUGAGAUCGCAGUCAUCCGGAACUUGGACGAUCUGCACUGGAGCGAGAAGGAGCAGGCGUACUGCGAUGCCACUAUCGACGACUACGAGGAGAGCGUACACGUGUGCCACAAGGGCUACGUCAGCCUCUUCCCCGUGCUCCUUGGCCUCGUGGAUAAGGACUCGGAUAACCUGGGUAAGGUCCUGGCGCUCAUGGAGGAUCCCGAGGAGCUAUGGUCGGACUACGGACUCCGAUCUCUCAGUAAGAAGGAUCCCAUGUUCGGCACAGGAGAGAACUACUGGAAGGGUCCCGUCUGGGUCAAUAUCAAUUUCCUCGCUGUGCAAAGACUUGCCGACCUCGGAUCCCAAGCCGGACCGCAUCAAAAAGCGGCUGCACGGCUCUACGAGAAGCUGAGGAAGGCGGUCGUGGAAAAUGUCUACAAGAACUGGAAAGAGACAGGGUACGCUUGGGAGCAAUAUGACUCGAUCACUGGUAAGGGACAGAGGACGGCGCACUUCUUGGGCUGGACUAGUCUUGUCGUCAACAUGAUGAGCAUGCCGGAGACUGUGUCUGUGUCUGUUCCGGUGGCGGAAAAGGUUGUUGAGGAGGCCAAGCCUGUGGUCGAGGCUGCAGAGGAGAAGGUGGAGACUGUGGUGGAGAAAGUGGCAGAGGUGGUUAAGGAGGUGCUUGUGGACCUCGUUUCCGAACCGGACACCGAGCAAGUGUUCAAAGACGAGCUGUAGACUGUAGUGUAUAUAGCAUUUUUGGCUGCCGACCUCGGGAGCGGUAAGAGGAGUAGAAGAAUAGAUGGGUUGAUCCUACAUAAAACAACGAGAAUAUAUUUUACAG
This is a messenger RNA of Tricharina praecox, 2834 nucleotides long. RefSeq names its product glycoside hydrolase. NCBI's taxonomy places the organism in Eukaryota, Fungi, Ascomycota, Pezizomycetes, Pezizales, Pyronemataceae. Gene Ontology annotation, molecular function: Glc3Man9GlcNAc2 oligosaccharide glucosidase activity. The record is from RefSeq and is a predicted model, not a curated record. The transcript has 6 exons. Gene Ontology annotation, biological process: protein N-linked glycosylation; oligosaccharide metabolic process. Gene Ontology annotation, cellular component: endoplasmic reticulum membrane. Bases 104 to 2728 code for a protein of 874 amino acids.